AUGUAUGUCUUCCUUGGUCUUCCUGUCUGUUCUUCAAUGUUUUGAAAGGGUAUUUUGAAAUGUGGAUUUAGUACGUUUUGAAUGAAAAAGUGAAGUACGAAAAAUUUUGAUGAAAAAUGAAACAACGAAUUGAAGCGAUUAUUGAAGACGUAAUUGUGGAGCCAGAUAAAAUUCAACCGAUCAUAGUUAACUUCCAAAAUGGAGAGCUCAAAGACGAAGAGGCCAAAAAGAUGUCAUGCAAUCUGUUCUACGACCAGCAGAAAAAUAAGACAAUGUUGGCUCUGUCAAAUGGGCAGAUUGUUUACAGAGGUUACAGACCCGACACGAGCCAAGACCUCAUGCGUACUAUGCUCGUUUUUCACAACAGAAAAACGGGAAAAGUUAGAUUAGUUCAAGCGGAACGAUGGCAGGUAGCACCAAUACUAGAUAAGCCAACAGAGGAGAAUAAUAAAAUCACAACUGAUGAAAGGAUUGCUAUAUUGAACAAACAGUUUGGUUCGAAGAGGGUAAAGCGUAGAACGGAACAGUUUGAGAAAAUGAAAGUGAAUGUGGACUCCAUUAAGGAACAGUUAGAACAAACAGUAUCAAAUGUCGAAAUUGAUAGAAUGGAUUUAUCAACACAGUUACCAGACAAUGAUUACAUUACAAAUACUGCUUUACCAGAAUGUAACAGAGAUGCUACUAAUGUUAAAGAUGUUUACAAUGUAUACGAUAUUAUACCACAGAAUAUGUUAGAAACCCUUUAUGACAAAGCGACAGAAAUUUUAAACAAGGAUUCAAGUAGUUUAGAAGGAAAAACGAAGUUCUUCAGUAGGACACUAAAAUUUAUAAAGACAGACCCAGACAAUGUUAAAAAGACAGCAUUAUUGCAUUAUAUGCAGGCAGUUGCCACAUGGUUAAAUAUGCCAAUAAAAGAUGCUAAGAAACGGGGUAUUGAAGUUUGUCCAACCUCCCAAGAGGUGAAUUCGUAUAUAAUAGAAACAUAUAGUGUACAGAGUUCUCAUGGAAGGAUGAGACCAAACAGUGUCAAAGACAAAGGAGUGAUACACUGCAUGAUUUUGGCUCUAGUAAUCUGUAACUUUACGUUAGAUGUAGAAAUAUUUUCAACAAUAUUUAAUCAUAGGAUGGGUCUGAAGAAAUUAAAGAGUCUUGCUAGAGUCAUCGGUGCUUUAUCAGGGAAAGAUGACAAGAACAUUGUUACUUUAAAAGUUCCAUUACCACCAGCGGCACCUCUUAUAAAAAAGGGCAAGAAGAAAUAG
Molecule: messenger RNA, 1259 nt
Organism: Dufourea novaeangliae
Lineage: Eukaryota; Metazoa; Arthropoda; Insecta; Hymenoptera; Halictidae
Product: DNA-directed RNA polymerase I subunit RPA49-like
Exons: 5
Coding region: 117-1259 (380 amino acids)
Biological process (GO): nucleolar large rRNA transcription by RNA polymerase I; RNA polymerase I preinitiation complex assembly; transcription elongation by RNA polymerase I
Cellular component (GO): RNA polymerase I complex
Molecular function (GO): DNA binding
Source: RefSeq, a predicted model, not a curated record